Penicillium angulare is the source of this 1404-nucleotide messenger RNA. RefSeq lists its product as uncharacterized. The transcript has 2 exons. The record is from RefSeq and is a predicted model, not a curated record. Lineage: Eukaryota; Fungi; Ascomycota; Eurotiomycetes; Eurotiales; Aspergillaceae. The coding region runs from base 1 to 1404 and encodes 467 amino acids.
AUGGCGGCUACCGAACAUUCUGGCAUCAGCCUUAUGAGCCAAUACAAUAUCGUUCUACCGAAAAGGCAAGCAUAUGACUCUUCCGGCAAACCUAUACCUGCAUGCGACGAAGAUCAAUGUGGUUGGGCAAUGAAGGGGGAGGAUAUCCCCGUCGAUCUAAGUUCGUUUUGGCAUCGGAGAGCAGUCAUUCGUGGGAUUCGUGAUUCACUUCAAUUCGCAACAAGCCCGGCAAUUAUUGAGCUGUGCUCCGGCGACUAUGCCCAUCAAUUUUCCCGCGCCUGCAAUGCUCGCCUGAUAAUGAGUGAUAUAAUCCCCGAUAUGCAAGAUCCUGCCACUCAGCCGUACUGUAUAUGGUAUCCCGACCUUGCAUCAGAAGAGACAUAUCGCGAAGUUGCCCGGCAGUAUCCGUCUAUGCGGUAUCAAGUCGGCCGAGCGUGUGCUACAGCAUGCUAUACAGAUCUUUACAAAGAAUUGGACCUUUUGCCUGACGUUUCUAUUGCGGAAGAAUCCCGUGAAGUUGACAAAGACAAAGACGCCGAAAUCUACAAGAUUAUCAUGUCUGCCCCCCAACGAUAUGUUGUUAUGGAAGAUUUCUCUCGAGCUGUUCUUGAAACCCCACGAACACCUGCGUUUCUGAUUGGCGAUAUGAAGCCCCGAUGGGCUCUGGGGCAGCGAGUUUACCCUGGUAAAAAUUUACCAGAGACAACUGCUGAUGAUAUUGAUAUCGAGGAAGAUGGAUUUAUCGGCUUACAAGGUAUCAGCUUGGAGAGUAUCAGCGGAUUGGAGGACUACGCUAAACUAGGCCCAGGCCAGUCCGAUCAACUGUGGAUACCUCUUCCGCCUGAUCUCCCAUUUCUCGAAAAGCGUCUUCAGACACAGAUAGCUACGUGGGAGAGCAAUGUCGAUCGAUACAGUCGACUAAUGCACCCACGUAGGCUAAGAACCAAACUUAAAUACAAUUGUAUUCUUCGUAGUAUUUAUCAUAGUACAAGCUUCGCCAGAUGGUGGGCAUAUCAGCUGGAAACAAACUCUGGACGGGCUACCCUUCCAGAUAAAUUGCUUAGCCAAGGCAAUAAACGGGAGUGCAGAGAGAUUCGCAGCUUACAGACUGAUCUGGAGCCUAGAGAUUCUUACACUGAUCACACUGUCAGCUACUAUGACAUGGAGAUCGGGUAUGGACAAUAUCAAUGUGGAAAUCCACACGAAGAUACUCUAGGUACAUAUGGGGGCGGGCUAGCUAGUGCGGGAACGGUGGAGCGAUACAUGUGGCUCUCAACUGAGACUGCACAGAAGUUAAAAGAUGAACUUGACUUCUCUUACCCAGGUGCGGAUACUGGUCUUUUGUAUGAGGAUGAGGAACUUUGGGAUAAGCUUUCACGCCGUAUAGAGCCCAUGGAGUGGUAG